GGAGAGACUGUAGCAGAGAGUUGAAUUUUGGAAUUUUUAUAACAUUAAUUUUCCCAAUUUGCUCGAAAAACGUUUUUAUUAAGGGGUCAAAAUUAACUCUAAUUAAAUGACACAAAUUUGCUGGGAAUACUUAAUGCCCUGUUUGGGCCACUGGAAGGUGCCUGGCUGUAAGGCCAUUACUGGGCAGUACGCUGUCAGAGCCAAAACUUUGGAUUUAGACCAAUUGACUCUGUAUCCUGAGAACUUAGAAAAAUAUUAAUAAUUCUGUGAUGGCAAGGCAUAGAUCUAAUGGGGUCGGGGACAAAUAAUAAAAUAUAAUCUGCGUAAAGCAAAAGCUUAUGCGCUAUACCUCCCACCACCACCCCUGGAAAAUCAUCCUCCUUUCUUAUUGCAGCUGCUCAUGGCUCCUGGGCAAGACAGAACAAUAAUGGGGAGAGAAGACAACCCUGCCGGGUGCCCCAUCCAGACCCUCUUCUCCAGGCUCUCUAUACCCUCAUGGGUGCGAUAUCAGCCAGUGCAAGAGGACCACCAUCUCUGCCCACAUCUCAGCCCUAACAGCAGUCUUCACCAUGGAGAUGAAACAACCAGUGAUGAUGGAUCGAGAAGAUGAGAGCGAGCAGGAGAAAGAACAGGAGUCGCAAGAGAAUGGCAGGCUGGUUGCGGACAGUGUUGAGGACAAGGGUCAGAAAACAGGCUCAGGGCCUGGGCAGGUCUCCAAUGGCUAUCCCAGCACAUCUCCACAAAGCCCCAGGGAGGGUGCUGGUGCUGGGAUGGAUAGGGGAAGCAACCCUGGAACUUUCAGAACUAUGGUGGUCCAGCAGACCAGUUUGGAUCCACCUAGGGAGACCUGGAGCAAAAAGAUGGAUUUCCUGCUCUCUGUCAUUGGGUAUGCAGUGGACCUGGGAAAUGUGUGGCGCUUCCCCUACAUCUGCUACCAAAAUGGAGGCGGCGCUUUUCUCCUGCCGUACCUGCUGAUGGCUGUGUUUGGUGGCGUGCCUCUGUUUUACAUGGAGCUGGCACUGGGCCAGUUUCACCGCAGCGGGUGUAUCUCCAUCUGGAAACACAUCUGCCCCAUCUUCAAGGGUAUAGGCUUUGCUAUCUGCAUCAUUGCACUCUACAUUGCCUUCUACUACAAUACCAUAAUGGCCUGGGCUCUCUACUACCUCCUGUCCUCCUUCCGCACCACGCUGCCCUGGACCACCUGCAACAACCAGUGGAACACUCAUAAUUGCACCCACUACCUGUCCACCGACUUGAAUGUCUCUUGGACCGACAGUUCCAUCUCUCCUGCUGAGGAGUUCUAUAUGCGACAGGUGUUGCAGGUACAUCUGUCCCCUGGUCUUCAUCAGCUGGGCUGGGUGAGCUGGCAGCUGGCCCUCUGUCUGCUCUUCAUCUUUACUGUUGUCUACUUCAGCAUCUGGAAGGGGGUCAAGACCUCCGGCAAGGUAGUGUGGGUGACGGCUACCUUUCCAUACCUGGUUUUGUUUAUCCUGUUAAUAAGAGGAGCCACACUGCCCGGAGCAUGGAGAGGAGUUGUCUUCUACCUGAAACCUGAUUGGAGCAAACUUCUCACCACCUCAGUUUGGCUUGAUGCAGCUGCGCAGAUCUUCUUCUCUCUGGGUCCAGGCUUUGGUGUUCUCCUGGCCUUUGCCAGCUACAAUCCCUUUCAUAACAACUGCUACAAAGAUGCAUUGAUCACAAGUUCAAUUAACUGUUUGACCAGUUUCCUGUCAGGCUUCGUGAUCUUUACAGUGCUGGGCUACAUGGCUGAGAUGCGCCAGCAAGGGGUGGAAACUGUAGCUAAGGAUGCUGGUCCCAGUCUGCUCUUCAUCAUCUAUGCUGAGGCUAUUGCCAACAUGCCAGCUGCCACAUUCUUCGCCAUCAUAUUCUUUCUCAUGAUAAUUAUGCUGGGACUGGACAGCACGUUUGCCGGUCUGGAAGGGGUAAUUACGGCCAUGUUGGAUGAGUUCCCCCAACUGUUGGCCAGGAGGAGAGAGUGGUUUGUGCUGGGUCUGGUGUGUGUCUGUUAUUUGGGCGCCCUCUCUACUCUCACUUACGGAGGUGCGUUUGUGGUUAAACUAUUUGAGGAGUAUGCCACGGGCCCUGCUGUUAUCACUGUAGUUUUUCUCGAAGUCAUUGCUGUUUCCUGGUUCUAUGGGACCUCACGUUUCUGCAAUGACGUGCACCUGAUGCUUGGCUUUUCCCCCGGUGUGUUUUGGAGGGUCUGCUGGAUAGCCAUCUGUCCUUGCUUCCUACUGUUCAUUAUUGUGAGUUUCCUGGCCUUCCCUCCAGAGGUGAGACUGUUUGGCUACCUGUACCCAUUCUGGACCACGGUACUGGGCUACUGUAUUGGGGUUUCCUCCUUGAUCUGUGUGCCUUCCUACAUGGUCUACUAUCUGCUCACCACCAAAGGGACCUUAAAACAGCGCCUGCUAAAGAGCAUCACUCCUGAGGCUUCAGGUUCCAGUGGCUCUCACAUAAACCCAAUUGUUGUCACCAAUGUUGUGUGAUACUAAGGCAUUUCACCCUCUGCUGGACAUAGAGCACAAAUUCAGGGGACCCGUGGCCCCUGUAUGGGCCCCAGCCGACCUCACUUCACCUCAUCCCAGAGGAGUCUGCUACCUGUACUGUGUGAUGGUGGGGCCAGGCCUCUGAUUACAGCAAUUGUUUUAUUUUAAUUCAUGCAAUACAACUGUCAUUGCUCAUGAUGAGUUACUGAUUUGGGGGAACCAAAUGUCAAAUUUAUUCAGUCACAUGUAUUUGAUUUUGCACAGGAGUGUGUGUGUGUGUGUGUGUGUGUGUGUGUGUGUGUGUGUGUGUGUGUGUGUGUGUGUGUGUGUGUGUGUGUGUGUGCGUGUGUGUGUGUGUGUGUGUGUGUCCACCAGGCCCCUAAAUGGAGCAUAUAUUAAGGUGAGUGUUUAGCCUACAGUUGAUAGGUAUGUUUCAACUGUAAGGCAUAGAGUAAAAAUAUGUAUUUAUUUGUGGAACAUUUGUGAUAUUCCUUUCACAUAAUGCUUAUAUUGAUUAUUUAGGACUUUUUGUCUCUCUUUGUCUGCCUACCCAGUUACAAUUUACUUGUAGCAUUUACAAGGAUGUAAUCAAAUAUUCAGGAUUUGGGGGGAACCAAAUGUCAUAUUUUAAGAAUCGGAAUAUUGGGGAAUAGUGACUCCCUCAUGUCUGGUUACGGUCCUGAGCAUUUAUUUACAUACUUCUUUAUGUGAGUUACACAAUGUAGCAGAAACCAAAUACUAAUGUGCUUGUUAUAAAUGUUUCAGCCAUUAUCCUCAAUAUGUUUUUUGCCUGAGGAAAAAAAGGUGUGACUGGACAUCGUAGUAUUGUAUUCAUGUAUUUUGUAAGUGUUGCUAUUCUUGUGGUCUGGCAUUCUGUGACGACUCGUUGAAUUCGAAGAGUGGACAAAUGCGAGAACAUCGAUUACUCUGUCGAUCUGUCACGUGUGAGCUGUAAAUUGAGGUAGAAGUAAAAUGCCAUGGUCAGAUCUGUCAGUGUGUGUGUGUGCAUGCUGUAGUCUAUAUUGUGCAUCUGUGUGUGUGCUUCAGUCCAGUGCUGAACUUUCCCUCUUUUUUCUCAUCAGAAUUUACUAUUCUGUCUAUGAAUAGUAUUGAGAAUCUAUCAUACUUUUCAAAGUCCAACUUUGAUCUAUGUAUGUACACAAGACUGUUAAGAGAAAACAUGUAUAGGACAAAGACAUAUAUUAAAUAUGAGAUAUAUAAAAUAAAAGUA
Xyrauchen texanus (razorback sucker) is the source of this 3741-nucleotide messenger RNA. RefSeq names its product sodium-dependent serotonin transporter-like. Gene Ontology annotation, molecular function: serotonin binding; serotonin:sodium:chloride symporter activity. The transcript is spliced from 14 exons. Gene Ontology annotation, cellular component: membrane; neuron projection. The record is from RefSeq and is a predicted model, not a curated record. NCBI's taxonomy places the organism in Eukaryota, Metazoa, Chordata, Actinopteri, Cypriniformes, Catostomidae. Gene Ontology annotation, biological process: serotonin uptake; sodium ion transmembrane transport. Bases 570 to 2510 code for a protein of 646 amino acids.